UCUCGAAGCUUGUUGGCCAGUAUUUUGGGUCUUCGUAAUUUGUUGCCAGCGAUAAGAACUUUGAUGCCUCGAAUUCACACAGAGCUAGCUAAGAAUUUACCAAACAGAGAUUCCCAAACGAUCCAGGCACGAUUUCAAGGUAUUAUUUGGUCAUUUUAGGUCAGAGCUGCAUAAUUUUGACUCCAUCUAGAUUUUGCAUUUAAAUAAUUUAAUUACGUCCACGAGAGAUCGUACGCCAAGAAAAUGAAAAUUCUAUGUGGGCACUGUAACAAUUCCUAGAGCCCAAGAGUAAUUUUCGGCGUCUCGUGUAGCAAGUGACCGAUAAUGAAAAACGGAUUGGCUGACGGCAUCAGUUGAAGGAUUUGGUCAAGGAGAUCUAUCGAAGCAAACGAAGUUUGAGAAAAAGUCUUCAUUUUCAAUAUUCUCGACACCAGAUGGACGUCUAAUGCAUUACGGAUAACCGCUUGUCUGUUAGCGUUUCUUUCUCGCGUAGCGGAUGGAUUUCACGGCAAAAAUCGGUGGUUUUUUCCGCAGCAUUAUUAACCCAGAGGGUGAAACUCAAAACACAGACAAAUCAGCACAGGAAAAUAGGCAAGCAUCCAGCGACACAAAACAGAGGGAUGAAGAGGGUGACCUCGAUGAGCGUGAUGCGGAGUACCUAGACGAUGACGACGAGGAAAACACGACAGCGUUUCUCACGCGAAAUAGUUCCCUACCGCUACCUAGUAAGUCCAAACAAGACUCAGCGUCUCAUGCCUUGGCAUUACAAGUGCCUAACACGGCAAUUAAACGCAGGAAUACCCUCGCUGGUACCCCAAGUUUUGGCCUAAGUGGUCUAACAAAUGGCAGAUCGGCACCCAGCGUGGUCGCGCGCACGAAGCAAAGCUUAGAAACUAGUAGUAUUGUAUCAGACGACGAGACGGUCCGUGGAAUCGCAGCACGAAGAGAGUUCGGGGGACUUCCGACAAGAAGUCGGAGCGAAACUCCGCGAGCAUUUGGUGGCGGUACGCCUUCGAAGAGAAUAUCAACUUCAAGUUCUGUGUCUGACUGGAAUAUGGAUCAAACUGUACGCGGAGUUGGUCGGCUUCACGUCGUACUUGACUUCACAAUGCAUACGGCUAAGCUGUCUGUAACUGUUACAAAAAUAGAAUUUCCACCGUAUCAUCAAAGGGAUACUUCUUUGUUAGAAGUGAGCGUCAUGCUGUUGCCGGGAAAACGGCAAAGUUUUCGAACAAAAGCGAGAGACUUUAAUGAACCCAUGGCGAUGUAUUUGUAUCCCAAAGACAAAAUCAAGGAUAUGUCGCUGAGAUUUCGCUUGUACGAACAAGGCACUAUGGGCUCCAAGCAUUUAUUAGGCGAAGGAACGCUACGGCUUAGGUCGGUGGACUUAGACUCUGAGAUGAUUCCUGCAACUGUUGAUUUACAGCCUCCCGGAUCGUAUGUUCCGGAAGCUGCUUCGGGGGCGAUCAUGUAUGAAGGAGAACUGGCCAUCUCCGAAGAAGAUCGACCCGAGAUCUUACUGUCUUUAGAGUAUCGCCCAAUUACGGGAAAGCUUCUUUUGGAAGUUAUUAAGACAAGAAAUUUAGGAAUGUUAACUGAUUCAAAAGCACGAGAAACAUAUGUCGCGGUGAGGGUUGUUAAAAGCACUGGAGAGUUAAUUAGCAAGAGUAAAACCACUCCAAGACGGCAUAUGAUAGACCCCGAAUAUAAUGAAAUGUUUUUGUUCCAUGUUCCGGAGCAUGAGCUUAACUCGGUGACAGUUUUGCUGACUGUUACAAGUAUUACGGCGCGCACGCUGGCGCUGAAAAAACAUCGAUUUGGUCGUGUGUGUCUUGGGCAGAAUUACAGCAGCGAAGAGGAAUUGCGGCAUUGGUAUGAAAUGACUCGACGGAAAGAAAAAUCCAUCGUGGCAUGGCAUAGAAUAAAUGAAAUUUAGGAACUCUAUUUAAUGCACCGAACAAGAAGUAUGGCAAAAACUUUUUAAUUAAUACGUUUUACAAGAACAGGUCUGCGUUUCCAAAACGUUUCAAUUAGUGCAGCCGUUGGUUCGCACAUUAUUGUAUUAGGUACGUUGUUUAUCUAUUUUCCAAGUGUUGUUGAUCCGAUUCACCGACAGGCGAAUAGGUUAGUCAAAUGUUAUUACUUAUGACCGAAUAAUCAUGGAAAAAAAAUUCACGGGAAGAAACAAUUUUAUAAAAUUAUUUUUAACCCCAAUAGGGUCUGUUCCCGAAACAAGGUGUUAAUAAGUUUGAACAGACUUGUUUUUGAAAGUUUGUGUAUCUUCUUGAGCUGACAAAUAAAGCGAAACCACGCAUAAA
Stylophora pistillata is the source of this 2318-nucleotide messenger RNA. Its product is annotated as synaptotagmin-14. The record is from RefSeq and is a predicted model, not a curated record. Lineage: Eukaryota; Metazoa; Cnidaria; Anthozoa; Scleractinia; Pocilloporidae. Gene Ontology annotation, molecular function: phospholipid binding.